This is a messenger RNA of Nilaparvata lugens (brown planthopper), 4801 nucleotides long. Its product is annotated as gastrula zinc finger protein XlCGF57.1-like. Gene Ontology annotation, biological process: regulation of transcription by RNA polymerase II; central nervous system development. Gene Ontology annotation, cellular component: nucleus. Lineage: Eukaryota; Metazoa; Arthropoda; Insecta; Hemiptera; Delphacidae. Gene Ontology annotation, molecular function: RNA polymerase II cis-regulatory region sequence-specific DNA binding; DNA-binding transcription factor activity, RNA polymerase II-specific. The record is from RefSeq and is a predicted model, not a curated record. The coding region runs from base 1211 to 2953 and encodes 580 amino acids. The transcript is spliced from 4 exons.
AGUAUGGGAAUUAAAUGUACCUAACAUUCAUAGACUUGGUCAAAGCAUUCAAUAUGGUACCAUGGGCAUGUUUGUGGGUGGAGCCAGAAGGCAGUAAGUAUCAAGGAAUCUCAUAGAAGGCAUAAAACGUUUCUAUAAAAAUUGCAGAGGUUGUGUAAGUUUGGGAAACUUAGUAUCGGGGGAAUUCAGGAUGGGGAUGGGUUUGAGACAGGGAGAUGUCCUCUCUCCCUAUCUGUUCAAUGUGCUAUGAGAUGGCGUUAUGAAGACCUGCAACCAGAGGCAAAUGAAGUUUGGUGUGGGUAAUUGGCGAAUGGAAAGGGUAAUUGCAUCGGAGCUUGCUUUUGCUGAUGAUCUCGUCCUCUUGACUAAGUCUGAAGAGAGUCUUAGUAACAACUUACAAAUAUGGCAGGAGGAGCUGCUGAAAAAGAACAUGCGAAUGAAUCUGGAUAAGACAAAAGUGAUGCAUGUAGCAAAAGAUCAGAGGCAGUUGGAGAUAUUCAUCGGGGAAAGACAGUUGGAGCAAGUAGUCCAUCAAGUACUUGGAAGCUACUAUUGCUUGUGAUGGAAGAAUGAAAAACGAAAUAAGCAAUAGAGCAGCAGCGGCAGGAAGGUUGUACUGGGCAUUAUCUAGAAAGUUCCUCAGCAAAAGGGAGGUGAGCCAGGCUACCAAAUUAGGGGUUUUCAGAUCUACAAAUGUUCCAAUCCUAACAUAUUCUUGCGAAACAUGGACGCUUUCUGAAAGAAGCCAGAGUCAGCUGCAGGCCCAAGAGAUGAGGUACUUGAGGAGGGUAGCGGGGAAAGCAAGAAGGGAUAGGAUAAGGAACCAAAACAUCAGAGACAGCCUGAAUUCCAAACCUCUGAAGCAAACGAUUGAAGCCGCACAGUUGAGGUGGCUGGGAUAUGAGAUGAGGAUGCCGACUGACAGACUGCCAAGGAGGGUCUGGGAGUGCAAGGUUGUGGGUGCUAGGGGGAGAGGAUGACCGAGGAAGAGAUGAGAGGAUGGUGUUUGAAAGAUGGUGGAAGAGAGAGAUGUGGAGUGAAGAGAAGUGAGAAGGAAGGUGCAGGAAAGAGAAAGAUGGAGGGCUCUCAUAAACCUCAACACUUGACGGUAAAAGAGGAUUGACCAAGUGGUAGAAUAGCCAAAGUAGUAUUAGUAAGGUUGGAGGAUUCAUUUGAAGGCUGCAUUCAACAGAAGUUAUGUCCAUACCAGAUGGCGACAGUUACUGUUAAAAAGGAGGAGGAGGAGGAGGAGGAGGAGGAUGAUAGCAGCCAACAGCCAGCUGCAGUGGAAGAUGAAUGCAGCCGACAGCAUUAUCUAAUCCCUGGCUACAACAUGAUCUUCAUCAAAGAGGAGGCAUAUGAUGAGCAAGAGACUGAAGGAAGUGCACUGAAGAGUGAACCAGAGAUGUGGCCUUCAAACUGCAGCACAUCUGGCCGAGACUAUGCAACAGAAGUGGGUGGACUGAAUAAGAAUGCAAUUUCUCCAGUGGAAAAGUGCACUGAUUCAUCUGUAGCUGGCAAAAAUACCAAGCUCUACAACUGUGCUCACUGUAGCUAUAAAACAUCAAGUUUCACUGAUUUGAAGAGACACAUUAGAAAACACACUGGGAAAAAACCUUUCAGAUGCGAGUUUUGUGACUUCAAAAGUGCUGUAAUAGGUAAUUUGAAAGCACAUAUCAGAACUCAUACAUCAGAGAAACCUUUCAGCUGCGAGUUUUGUGACUACAAAAGUGCUCAGUUAGGUCAUUUGAAAGCACAUAUUAGAACACAUACUGGAGAAAAACCUUUCAGCUGCAAUUUUUGUGACUACAGAAGUGCUAGGUUAGAUACUUUAAAAGAACAUAUCAAAACACAUACUGAAGAAAAACCUUUCAGCUGCGAUAUUUGUGACUACAAAAGCGCUAGGUUAGAUACUUUAAAAGAACAUAUCAAAACACAUACUGGGGAAAAACCUCUCAGCUGUGAUACUUGUGACUACAAAAGUGCUUGGUUAGGUAAUUUGAAAGCACAUGUCAGAACUCAUACAGCAGAAAAACCUUUCAGCUGCAAGUUUUGUGACUACAAAAGUGCUUGGUUAGGUAAUUUGAAAAAACAUAUCAAAACACAUACUGGAAAAAAACCUUUCAGCUGCAAGUUUUGUGACUUCAAAAGUGCUAGGUUAGAUACUUUGAAAGAACAUAUCAAAACACAUACUGAGGAAAAACCUUUCAGCUGCGAUAUUUGUGGCUACAAAAGUGCUAGGUUAGAUACUUUGAAAGAACAUAUCAAAACACAUACUGGGGAAAAACCUUUCAGCUGUGAUAUUUGUGACUACAAAAGUGCUUGGUUAGGUAAUUUGAAAGCACAUAUCAGAACUCAUACAGCAGAAAAACCUUUCAGCUGCGAUAUUUGUGACUACAAAAGUGCUAGGCUAGAUACUUUGAAAGAACAUAUCAAAACACAUACUGGGGAAAAACCUUUCAGCUGCAAUAUUUGUGACUACAAAAGUGGUUGUUUAGGUAAUUUAAAAUCACAUAUCAGAACUCAUAAAGCAGAAAAACCUUUCAGCUGCGAGUUUUGUGACUACAAAAGUAUUCGUUCAGGUAAUUUGAAAGAACAUAUCAGAACACAUACUGGAGAAAAACCUUUCAGCUGCGAUAUUUGUGACUACAAAAGUGCUAGGUUAGAUACUUUGAAAAAACAUAUCAAAACACAUACUGGGGAGAAACCUUUCAACUGCAAUAUUUGUGACUACAAAAGCGCUAGGUUAGAUACGUUGAAAGAACAUAUCAAAACACAUUGUGGGGAAAAACCUUUCAGCUGCAAUAUUUGUGACUACAAAAGUGCUAGGUUAGGUAAUUUGAAAGCACAUAUCAGAACUCAUACAGCAGAAAAACCUUUCAGCUGCGAGUUUUGUGACUACAAAAGUGCUUGGUUAGGUAAUUUGAAAAAACAUAUCAAAACACAUACUUGAGAAAAACCUUUCAGCUGUGAUACUUGCGACUACAAAAGUGCUAGGUUAGAUACUUUAAAAGAACAUAUCAAAACACAUACUGCAGAAAAACCUUUCAGCUGCAAUAUUUGUGACUACAAAAGUGCUAGGUUAGGUCAUUUGAAAGAACAUAUCAGAACACAUACUUUAGAAAAACCUUUCAGCUGUGAUACUUGUGACUACAAAAGUGUUCAGUUAGGUCAUUUGAAAGAACAUACCAGAACACAUACUGGAGAAAAACCUUUCAACUUCCAGCUUUGUGACUAAAAAGUGCUGAGUUUGGUAAUGUGAAAUCACAUAUUAGAACACAAGUUUGUGAAUCAACUUCUAGCUAAGAAUUUCAAAACACAAUCUGUAUUUUUAAUCACUCUAACUUAUUCAAUUCAUUGUAGCCUAUAAUUUUAGAAACAAUAGCAUAGUUAUUGGUCAAGUAAUAACAUAGUUGAAGUAGAUGCUUGCUCUCCUCAUUUUGCUGGAUCUGUGUUAAGGUUUGGUUUGCCUUAUUAUUUUUUAUAUACAAAUAUGCAAUCUAUUGAAUAUAGUAAUUGUUACAUUCAUGAACAAAACCAGAAUAAUAAUAAUCUGAUGAUUUGCUUGAAAUUUUGUACUUAGCAUUGAAAUAUUUAAAAAAGUCACAUCAAUUUCCAUUGAAGGAAAACUUUAGCUGAAAAUGUCUCACAAUAAAUUUUCUGAUCUUGGAUAGAACUCAGGCGUCUUAUCUUUAUGCAUAACUUAACAUCCAAUACAACACAUAUUUAUAUCUCAUCUGAGCCUGUGUACCAAGUUUUAGAAUUUUUGGCCAAUUGGUUCUUGAAAAAGGUGAGAAAGUGCAGAUUUUGUGUCUUGAAAAAUUGUAAAAUCUGUUCUCAAUGCGUCUCUAGAUGGCCAACUGAACAUACAAGCCAAAUUUUAACUUAUUUGGUCCAGUAGAUUUUUAGUUCUGCUGAUUAUGAAUGUAUGAGUGAGUGAGUGAAUGUAUUCCAUAUGAUAUAUGUGUCUAUAUAGUGGCAGAAUUAGUCGAUUUUAAAUUCACUGUGUUGCAAAUGGGUGCCAGCCUUGUUAAUGCAUAAAAUUCCUGAACUUAUUAUCCUCUUGUGAAUUAUCAGUACAUGUUUUUCCAUGUUAUCGAGACAAAUGCCCAAAUAUUUCAUACUGUUCUAUAUCUUGCAUUUUAUUAGUCAUCUAAUUAGUUGAUUAUACUAUUACUAGCAUACACAUUUCAAAUAUAAAUGGAAAUUAGAAAUCCAUUAACCUUUUAAAAUUGUUAAAUCAUGACAUGACAAUGAAUCAGACCUGAUAAUGUCAUUAUAUUGCUGAAAAUGCCAUGAUUGGACAAUUUCAAAAGGGUACUUUAAUUUCUAAAUUUUAUUCAUAUUUGAGAGUAGCCCUAAAGAAAAAAGACAUUCCAAUAUUAUAUUUGCUAAAGAAGGUUGAAUAGCCUUCGUUUAUUAUUUUUCAAUUGAGAGUUAUAUGACUCACAAUAUUCAUAUGGAUUGAAAAAUAACUAAGAAAUGAAAGUGUAAAGUUAGUUAUAAUAAUAUCAUGCUAUUGUUCAUAUUGUACAAACAUUCAUCAUUAACUUGUAGUCCAGGUAAUGAUAAUACUCAAAGAAGGGUAAAGAAGGAAAAGUUUGUAAGACAAUUUGUGACCGUGCAGUUCUGUUAAGGGUGGUAAGGAAGUAAACAAUUCGAAAGUCCCCAUCCCUGCCCCUUAUUUAUUUAUUUUAUUUAUUUAUUUACAAUGCAAAUAACACUUAUGUAAUAACAUUGAAAGAUAAAAUAAUAAGGCAGUCCUUGUGCUAUUUUUCUUCCAAAUUUAUAGAUGACAAAG